AUGAGCAGAGUCUCGUGUUUGAACUUUGAUACCUCCUUCUUACACUGCCCAGCUCUCCCUCCCACCUCCCUACAUGAUCAUUUCUUCACUUCUCCCCAGUUGCAGUCCAUUCCCUCCCAGCUAAUUGUUUCUAAGUUUUGCUCUUAUUUGUUUGAUUUUGUGACAGCCUCCUGAAGUAAAGAUGGCUCCAGAAAAGGAAAGCAAUGGUGACAACUACGCAUUUGCACUUGAAAGCCGCGUCUGUGAGUUACAUGAAACCAAACAUGGAGAGGACGUUGACACUCCAAUGGACGAAGAGGGAAGCAAGUUGGCUUAUUGCGUAACAGAUGUACCGCCUUGGUACUUGUGUAUCCUUCUUGGUAUUCAGCACUGCUUGACAGCAUUUGGAGGUAUCAUUGCCAUCCCAUUGAUCCUCUCACAAGGCUUGUGUCUUCAACAUGAUGCCGUCACACAGAGUCACCUCAUUAGCACCAUCUUCUUCGUGUCUGGAAUCUGCACUCUGCUGCAAGUUACUUUUGGCAUCAGAUUGCCAAUUCUUCAAGGUGGGACAUUCACAUUGCUUGCACCGUCCAUGGCGAUGCUGUCAAUGCCAGAGUGGACUUGUCCUGCUUGGACGCAGAACGCAAGCCUCGUCAAUACAUCUUCUAGUGAAUUCAUAGAAGUGUGGCAGACUAGAAUGAGAGCAGUGCAGGGGUCCAUUAUGGUGGGCUCACUCUUGCAAGUGUUCAUUGGUUUCUCUGGACUGAUUGGCAUCUUCAUGCGUUUCAUUGGACCUCUCACCAUAGCCCCCACCAUCUCUCUCAUUGGACUCUCUCUGUUUGACUCUGCUGGUGCCAGUGCAGGGAACCACUGGGGAAUCUCAACCUUAACCACUGUCCUCAUCAUCAUUUUCUCACAGUACCUUCGUCACAUCCCUGUGUCUUUGCUGACGUACAGCAAGGAUAAAAAACUACACUCCAGGCGUGUUUACAUCUUCCAGAUUCUCCCUGUUCUGCUUGGAAUCUCCUUGUCCUGGCUCCUGUGCUAUAUUUUAACAACCUACAGUGUACUUCCCUCUGAUCCAGAGCAGUAUGGCUACUUGGCUCGUACUGAUCUCAAAGGCGACGUCGUGGGUAAAGCUCCUUGGUUUACAUUCCCCUAUCCAGGUCAAUGGGGGAUGCCCACCGUGAGCGUGGCAGGGGUACUUGGCAUUUUUGCCGGUGUGAUUUCAUCCAUGAUAGAGUCCGUUGGGGAUUACCAUGCCUGCGCCAGGCUAUCGGGGGCUCCGCCACCACCUAAACAUGCAAUCAACCGGGGCAUUGGGAUUGAGGGGAUUGGGUGUCUGCUGGCUGGAGCCUGGGGGACAGGAAAUGGUACCACCUCAUACAGCGAGAAUGUGGGAGCACUCGGUAUCACCAAGGUUGGCAGUCGUAUGGUGAUUGUCGCUGCGGGUGUCUUCAUGAUUGUUAUUGGUGUUUUUGGAAAAGUGGGAGCUAUUUUUUCAACCAUCCCAACACCUGUUGUAGGGGGGAUGUUUAUGGUUAUGUUUGGAGUCAUUUCUGCUGCAGGGAUUUCUAAUCUACAGUAUUUAGAUUUGAACUCAUCUCGCAACAUCUUCGUGUUUGGUUUCUCCAUGUUCUCGGGUCUUGUCAUACCAAACUGGAUACUAAAGAACCCCACGGCAAUUUCAACAGGUGUGACUGAGAUAGACCAAGUGCUGCAAGUCCUUCUCACAACCAGCAUGUUUGUUGGAGGUUUCUUUGGUUUCUUACUAGACAACACAAUUCCAGGCACAAAGGAAGAACGAGGCAUUCUAGCCUGGAACAAAGCGCACGAGGACAGCUCCUUCAACACACUGGAGAGUAAAGAAGUCUAUGACCUGCCUUUUGGCCUGAGUGCUUCCUUGUCUUCUCUGCCAUGGAGUCGUUACCUACCAUGCUGCCCACCAACUGUGCCUAAAGGGCCUGAUGGAUGUAGAGAAGGCAGAACCACUCAGGAACCAAAGAAGGAACUUGGACAUUCAGAGCCUUCACAGAUCAUUGUUGGAGUUGUUUCUAAGUUGUGAACUCGUAUCAGCAUCCCAUUUUGGGGAUUUUUUUUCAAUACAUGCAAUGCCAUGAGCGAAAUCAGAAUUCAAUAUUUAGUAUUAGCUCACUGUGAAAGAUGCUUUGUAAUUUUUUGUAAACUAUAUUCAUUCAUAUAAUCUAUAUUUAAUGUCCCAACAUUUUUGAUUGUAUUAUUAGUCUAAUAAAUGUUUAUUGUAUUUAAGAAUUUAUUUGUUCAAUAUGAUCAGAGAAUCAUUUACAAUACUAAUGCUUUGUUUAUUUCGGCUAGUUCACCAUUGUCACCAUUCAUCACAAUUUUAUUUCAUGCACUGUUAACACAUGACUUGCUGAAAUGGGCAAUGGAAUGAAGUAAUUUUGUUUGUCUAGUACCGCCCUGAUUCCAACCAUCAAUUUACAUCACUUAGCUCCAUAAUUACACAUCCUAUAUGUUACUUUUGCAACCACAAAAAGAGUGAUAUUCUAAGUUGUAUACAGUCUUUAUAAUAAAGGUUUAUGAGAUAGCAA
Messenger RNA from Syngnathus acus (greater pipefish), 2549 nucleotides. RefSeq names its product Xan_ur_permease domain-containing protein. Gene Ontology annotation, biological process: transmembrane transport. Gene Ontology annotation, cellular component: membrane. Lineage: Eukaryota; Metazoa; Chordata; Actinopteri; Syngnathiformes; Syngnathidae. Gene Ontology annotation, molecular function: transmembrane transporter activity. The transcript has 12 exons. The record is from RefSeq and is a predicted model, not a curated record. Bases 182 to 2044 code for a protein of 620 amino acids.